Molecule: messenger RNA, 4484 nt
Organism: Apus apus (common swift)
Lineage: Eukaryota; Metazoa; Chordata; Aves; Apodiformes; Apodidae
Gene: P3H2
Product: prolyl 3-hydroxylase 2
Exons: 15
Coding region: 367-2460 (697 amino acids)
Biological process (GO): collagen metabolic process
Cellular component (GO): endoplasmic reticulum
Molecular function (GO): protein binding; procollagen-proline 3-dioxygenase activity; iron ion binding
Source: RefSeq, a predicted model, not a curated record
UACCGACACUGGGGCAGAGCCGCCGCCGGAGCCCUCGCCCCGAGAUCCCCCCGCACGGACCCCCGGGCUCCGCCUCGCCGGCGCCCACCGCACGGACCCCGCUACACCGAGAUUCGUUGCACCGCGCCUGGCUCCUGUUCCGCGGACCCCCGGACUGGCUACACCUAGAUCCGCUGCACGGCGCCCGGCUCCCCUCCCACAGACCCCCGGACCCUUCCGCGGCGUGUUCCACUGCGCGGACCCCCGGACCCUACCGCACCUCCCAGUCUGCGGAUCCCACAGCACCGAGCCCCGCUACGCGGUUCCCGGCCCCCCCGUUGCAGGGGACCCCCGGGCCCCAUAGCACAUCCCGCCGGUGCGGCGGGCAUGGCAUCCGGGAGCCGGCCCCGCGGGGGGACCCUGCUGCUGCUGCUGCCGCUGCUGGCGGCGUGCGGGGCGGGCGGCGGGUGCGGGGGGGAAGGCGGGAGGCUGGAGCCCUUCGAUGCGCUGUACGCCAGCGGCGUGGAGGCUUAUUACGGCGGUGACUUCGCGGGUGCGGCGCGGUGCUUGGAGCGGGCGCUGCGCAGCCGGCGGGAGCUGCGGGCCGCCCGCUUGCGGUGCCGCCGGCGCUGCCGCGGGCAGGUGCGGUUGGUGGCAGCGAGCCCGGGAGCCGGCGGCGAUCUGCCCUUCUUCAGCUCGGUGCUGCGGAGAGCCGGCUGCGUGAGGAGCUGCGAGGAACCGCGGCUGGGAGCCGCCUCCCGCCACCGCGCCGCGGAGGAGGUGCGCGCAGACUUCCAGCGCAGGGUGCCCUACAGCUACCUGCAGCGCGCCUACAUCCAGCUGAACAAGUUGGAGGAGGCAGCAGAUGCAGCUCACACCUUCUUCAUGGCAAACCCUGAGCACAUGGAGAUACAGCAGGACAUUGAGAACUACAAGACCACGGCAGGGAAAGUCACCUUGAUUGACCGGGAGGCCAGGCAGCACAUGGAGGACUACAGUGCUGGAGUAAGGCACUAUGACAAAGAGGAGUAUGAACUGGCCAUUGACCUCUUGGAGCGUGCAUUGAAAGGGUACUACUCUGAGGAUGAAGAUUGCCAGAUCAUGUGUGAGGGACCACAGAGAUUUGAAGAACACGAGUACCUGGAAUAUAAGGCUGGCCUCUAUGAAGCGAUUGCAGAUCACUACAUGCAAGUCCUGGCGUGCAAACAUGACUGUGUCCGAGAACUCGCCACGCGUUCAGGCCGGAUCUCACCCAUUGAAAAUUUCCUUCCCCUCCAUUAUGACUACUUGCAGUUUGCCUAUUACAGAGUUGGUGACUAUGUAAAAGCCCUGGAGUGUGCCAAGACCUACCUCCUCUUCCACCCAGAUGAUGAAGAUGUCUUAGAGAAUGCAGGUUAUUACGAGGGCCUCUUGGAAGGUACAACGGAUCCAGACACCAUCAAACCCAGAAAGGAAGCAAGGAUGUUGCUGCGGCGCCAUAAGCUGGAGUCUCACCUCUUGCAUGUGGCUGCAGCCGGCCUCGGAUACACCUACACGGAGCCGAACUACUGGAACCGAUAUGGUGCCCGCCAAGAUGAGCACAGUGUCCCAUCAAGCAUCAGCAGUGAACCAGAGGAUGGGCCUAGGCUGUCCCUGGCAAAGAAACCCAUGCCAAAACCAGAUCGAGAGCUGAAGGAGGGGGGGCCACUUCUCUACAGCGACGUGAAGUUUGUCUACAACUCGCAGCAGCUGAAUGGCACCCAGCGAGUCCUGCUGGAUAACGUCAUCUCGGAGGAGCAGUGCCGAGAGCUUCACAGGGUGGCCAGCGGGAUCAUGUUGGCUGGAGAUGGUUACAGGGGCAAAACCUCCCCCCACACCCCAAAUGAAAGAUUUGAAGGAGCCACAGUCCUCAAAGCCCUCAAGUAUGGCUACGAGGGCCGUGUCCCACUGAAGAGUGCCCGGCUCUUCUACGACAUCAGUGAGAAGGCUCGUAGGAUCGUCGAGUCCUACUUCAUGCUGAACUCCACACUCUACUUCUCCUACACCCACCUGGUGUGCCGCACUGCCCUCUCUGGCCAGCAGGAAAGGAGGAAUGACCUGAGCCACCCCAUCCAUGCUGACAACUGCCUCUUGGACCCCGAGGCCAAUGAGUGCUGGAAGGAGCCUCCUGCCUACACCUUUCGGGAUUACAGUGCCCUCCUGUACAUGAACGCAGAUUUCGAAGGAGGCGAGUUCAUUUUCACCGAGAUGGAUGCCAAAACUGUGACGGCCUCCAUCAAACCCAAGUGUGGGCGAAUGAUCAGCUUCUCGUCGGGUGGUGAGAACCCUCAUGGGGUGAAGGCAGUUACUAAAGGCCAGCGGUGUGCUGUGGCUCUCUGGUUCACCUUGGAUCCACUUUACAGAGAGCUGGAGCGAAUCCAGGCAGAUGAAGUGAUCGCAAUGUUGGACCAGGAGCAUCUAGGACCCAGUGAAAUGAACAUCAACCCAAAGGAUGAGCUAUGAACUAGGCCAAAGACUUUUUCUAUUAAAUAUUUAUUUAAUAUUGUUAAUCUUAUUAGAACCCUUCUAUUUUUGUACAGAGCCACUGUAUAAAUUAACAGGUUAAUAUGAUAACGGAGUUUCAGGAGUGCCUCUUCUGUGUUUAGCACAGCUCUUGCUGGGACCCCUCAUCCAUGUGCCAGCAUCUCCUGCUGCAGCUGCCUUUGCCUCUGGGAUUCCCUGUCCUUCCCUAGCACUUCUCAGGACUUACUUAGGCCAACUUAUCAGCCAGAAAUAGCUGCUUAUCUUUAGCCUCUGCUAGAGAGAAUUUUCAGAUGUUUCAUUUGGAACAUGUUUUAGGGGAAAAAAAAGCAAAACCUGGGUCUUAGCAAAACUGUGUAUCUCUCUGUAGCCAUGCAAAGCUGGCAUUUGGGCAUUAAUUCAAAGCAGAGCUUUCAGAAAUCCUCCACUGGGCAGGGGCAUGAGCUGUGCACAGGCAAGAGGGGGUUUGAUUUGCUGCUGGCUUGUGAAAUAGGGUCUGUCACUCAUGUUCAGGCCAUGCUCUUGCCAAUGGCCUGGGAUGGAUAAAAGAAACUGCUUCAUACCUCAUCCUUUGAGCUUCCAGUGCUGCUGCUGGUAAAACCCAAGGUUAGAAGUCAUAAUUUCCAGGUCCAAGUUGGAAAGCAGCUGAAAGGCUCAGGGAUGUUACAGUGCCAUGGUGUUGAGUGAUCAAGGUGCAGCUUUGUACUCCAGAUAUCCUGGCUGCAUCCUCUCAUCCUGACAGCAGCAGAUGUUUAUGGUGUGGUAGCAUCUAUUUCCUCAGAGUAUUUCUGCCCCAGCCUGAGAGUGCUGCAGUGAAAGCACAUGCUGCUUAUCACAAGAGGUUUACUAUGCCAGUAAUUGCUGCUCAGUUAGUAAAUAAUCCCUCUUCCACCAUUAAAUUAUGUCCUGUGUGUGGGAUCACAGCAGGCCCUGCUUAAGUCAGAGCAAACACAGAAGUCACAGAACUGCCCACAUCUCAGACCUAGGGACAGCUUUUAUUUUGACCCAACAACUGCUUCUGCUGAUAGAGAGCAGUUCCUAAAAAGCAGGUUGCAGCAAUCUUUACUGUUGAAUUUACUGUAAGGCUGCUAUCUCUUCAGAAAGCACUGCUGGAAUCUUGGCUGGAGUUUGCAUCCCUGACCAGCCUUACUCAGCUUCCUACUGCAUUUGCAUUUUCUCAGUCCUUUUCUGCUCCCCUUUGCCAGCUUUGGCAUUUCCAGGACUACCUGCAAUAGGGAAUUGUCUUUUCCCUUUGUUCAUGCAGCGUGUGCUUACCCAAAUCUUCUAGGGUCAGCAGCACCUUCUUCUCAUCCAGUCACUGGCUGCAAAGGCCAUAAACAAGGAUGGUCCUUCUGUAGAGACAUCCUCAAAAGCUGGUCCUGGACAAGAUAAAGGGGAGAAAAUAAAUGCCUGGGCUGUGAAGGGGUCAUCAUUAAUGCCUAGAAAAUGAUGGAAGAUUCAUUUGCUGUACCUCCUCCAAUGUGGAAUCUGCAGUGGAGAAAGCUCUGAGUGUUUCUGAGCCACCAGUGUAGCUUGCUUCUUAGAGGCUAUCUCCCUUUCUCACAGACUGUUGAAGAGAUUCGUUGUACUGACUCUCCAAAGAACUGCCCACAGCUCUCUGCUUUCAGAGACCCUUCCCUGCUUAAAUGACUCUUCUGUAAAUGCUUAACUCUCCUUUUUUAAAAUAGCUGGAGGAAAAGCUGGCGGGAAGAAUGGGAUAGUAGCUGGAGAACUGAAACACUGGUUAUGUUGUCCUCCAUCUGCACCAUGCUAUUGCAUUCAAGGCUUGAUUUCUACCACUGCACCUUCAGUAUCAGUUUGUGCUGCCAUCCCCCUGACAACCUCAUCUGCCUGAGCACAUCCUGCAGAGCUGCCCCCUCCACUGGGAUCCCACCCACUGGUCCUCCUGCAGGGAGGUGGAGGGGGGGGACAUCACAGGUCGUGGUUUGUUUGCUGCUGUGGAGGUUAGCCAGAGCUGUGUCUAAAUCCAGGGGAAAUAAACUAAA